AUGUCUGAAAAAGCCUUCAGAAUCUCCGUUCAGGAGGACAAGCUUCAGCAGCUGAAGGACAAGCUAGCUCUGACUGUGUUCCCGGACGAACUUGAAGAUGCUGAAUGGGACUACGGCGUACCUUUGGCGGAUAUGAAGCGGUUGGUGGCACGUUGGAGAGAGGGAUACGACUGGAAGAAGCAUGAAUCUGAGCUGAACAACGAGCUCCCCCAGUUUACAAGAGACAUAGAUGUGGAUGGAUUCGGGACACUGAACAUCCAUUAUGUGCAUCAACGCAGCCUGGUGGAGGACGCAAUACCUCUUCUAUUCGUCCACGGAUGGCCAGGCAGUUUCAUCGAAGCUCGCAAGAUUCUCCCACUUCUAACCGCUUCGUCGCCCGACCACCCAAGUUUUCACGUCGUUGCAUUGAGCCUACCUGGUUACGGAUUCUCCGAGGCACCUCGAAACAAGGGGUUCAGUAUUGUUCAGUGCGCAGAGGUUGGGCAUAAACUCAUGCUUAGCCUUGGAUACAGCGAGUACGUAACGCAAGGGGGAGAUUGGGGUUAUGUGAUUACACGAAAAAUUGCUGCCCUGUAUGGAGGGAAGCACGCUAAAGCCUGGCAUACCAACUUCCCACUCGGCGCCUUUCCGCACCCUGUCCAUCGUCCAUGGCUGUUCCUGACUUACCUUGUAUCACGCUUGACUCCGAAAGAAAAGGCUGGCCUGGCACGCGCUGAAUAUUUUCAAAAGAAAGGCACUGGAUAUGGGAGGCAGCAGGGUACCAGGCCUCAAACCCUUGGGUACAGUUUAGCCGAUUCACCCGCAGGAUUGCUCGCAUGGAUAUACGAGAAAUUACGCGAAUGGACAGAUGAGUACCCUUGGGAAGAUGACGAAGUUUUGACAUGGGUAUCUAUCUAUUGGUUCUCAAGGGCCGGACCUGCAGCGUCGUUGAGGAUAUACAAAGAAUCCGCUGAUUCAGGGGAUUUGUCCAUGGACUUUCGCAGGCCAAAAGAAUUGCCAGCCAUUCCCCUCGGUUACUCCCUGUUCCCCAAGGAACUUAUCCCCCUCCCUAAAGCUUGGGCAAGGUAUACUGGCAACACAGUGUUUGAAGCUGAACACGAUAAAGGGGGUCAUUUUGCUGCCCACGAAGUGCCAGAGCUGUUGGUUGGUGAUUUGAGGAGUAUGUUCGGAAAGGGUGGACCAUCAUUCGGCGUUGUCAAUGGACGAACUGGAUACGUGUAA
This is a messenger RNA of Pleurotus ostreatus (oyster mushroom), 1221 nucleotides long. RefSeq lists its product as uncharacterized. The transcript has 8 exons. Lineage: Eukaryota; Fungi; Basidiomycota; Agaricomycetes; Agaricales; Pleurotaceae. Gene Ontology annotation, molecular function: epoxide hydrolase activity. The record is from RefSeq and is a predicted model, not a curated record. Gene Ontology annotation, biological process: epoxide metabolic process. The coding region runs from base 1 to 1221 and encodes 406 amino acids.